UACUUUACUUCUUGUGGUGUAAAAACUUCUUAUUCUCACUCUUUCUUCAUACUAACCUCAUCAACUAGACCCCCAAAAAUCUUACUACAAAAUUAGAAAAACAAACCCUUCCACUUUUCAUUUAUCUCCCUAAACCAGAUUCAUCAACGAUAAGAACCAAUUCUUGCCAAGUUCUUCCGCAGAAAAUGGGGCAGUCCCUCAACAAAUCAGGAAGUGAAGAGAAGGAGAAGGAAAUCGAACCCGUGAUCCUCAAUCACUACGACAAAUACUUCAGCAACACCAAGGAUUGGAACUACGCAGAUUUCUACCAUGCUGUUUGCCAAAUAGUCGAAGAAAUUAACAGAACUAUAGGCCGACCUCAGUUUAAGGUGCAAGAGAAGAGCAAGCUCCAACAAACCUAUAAUAAACACAGGGGAGGCGAGGGGACACCAUUGAAAAAGGAACAGUUUCAGAAGAUCUUGAAAGAAGUGAUUCUUGACACAGGGGUUACCAACAUAGGAGGAGCAAAGGAUAUGUUCUUUUACCUGUAUGGAGUGCCAGCUGCAGCCUUGUUCUUAAAGCAACGUCUGGCUCCAAAACUCAUCCCAAAUGAAGUUCUCAUCCCUGUUGUCACUUCUGCUACAGUCUUCCUUCUCGCAAAGCUCAACAAACUAUAGUAAUUCCAACAGUUUCAUCUUAUCACAUUGUAUUUCUCAAGCAGCUAUGUUCGUGAAUCUUAGUCGGAAAUAGAGUUUGUGUCCGACCCAAUGAACAAGGUGCUUCAAGACCA
Messenger RNA from Salvia hispanica, 769 nucleotides. RefSeq lists its product as uncharacterized. Lineage: Eukaryota; Viridiplantae; Streptophyta; Magnoliopsida; Lamiales; Lamiaceae. The record is from RefSeq and is a predicted model, not a curated record.